Lactuca sativa (garden lettuce) is the source of this 714-nucleotide messenger RNA. The record is from RefSeq and is a predicted model, not a curated record. Lineage: Eukaryota; Viridiplantae; Streptophyta; Magnoliopsida; Asterales; Asteraceae.
AUGGUUCAGGCACAACUUGCAUUUUGUAAGUUCAUGGUGAAGCCUUCCAUAAUAUUGGUGCUAGAUGAGCCAACUAAUUACUUGGAUAUACCUUCCACAGAAAUGCUUGAGAUUGAUUUUCUGAAUUUUGAUAAUGAAGUUGACAAUGAUGUUGAAGAACCUGAUGAAGAUUUGAGUGACACUGAAGAAAACCGUUUAGUUGAUGAUAGGCUGUUGCAAAAAUAUCUCCAAAAUAUAUUUAAUAAGGAAGAAGAGAAUAGAAGAAAGGCUCUUCGUAUGAACAGCCUUUUAAAUGGGAAAACUUGCAAGGAGGCAUCAAGAAUGUUUUUCAAAACUUUGGGGAGAGUCAACAUGCCACUUGUACAAGCUCUGCUUUUAACCUCACAAUUUACUGCUGGGAAGAAAAUCAAGGAUGAUUUCCUUAACACUUCAGUUCAAGAUUUGGGGACUGCUGUAGACAUGCAGAUGCAAAUGGUCUUGAUGGUGGGUCGUUCCAGAAGGUUUGGGCAUCUUGGGUUGGCUGUGAAUUUCAUAACCUUUGAAGACAGAUUUAACCUAGACGAAGUGACAACACUUCCAAAGAGGCAAAUAAUAUUGCAACUGCAGGUAAAUCCCGAACAUUGGACACAAACAAACUGUAAAGAUUACACAGAUGCAUUAAAAAAAGAUGCUGAUUUCAGUGAAAAGCAAGCUAAACUUGGUGAUGGAGACUAA